Varroa destructor (honeybee mite) is the source of this 2572-nucleotide messenger RNA. It is a transcript of the gene Ogg1, whose product is annotated as 8-oxoguanine DNA glycosylase. Gene Ontology annotation, biological process: nucleotide-excision repair; base-excision repair, AP site formation; base-excision repair. Gene Ontology annotation, cellular component: nucleus. The record is from RefSeq and is a predicted model, not a curated record. Lineage: Eukaryota; Metazoa; Arthropoda; Arachnida; Mesostigmata; Varroidae. Gene Ontology annotation, molecular function: 8-oxo-7,8-dihydroguanine DNA N-glycosylase activity; damaged DNA binding.
GAUAUUAGUUGUAUCUCUGUACUGUGACUUAGCACAUGUGACGCUAGUCCGACUGUUGCUCCACGCGGAACGCAGGCGAAUGUCAGUAACAUCGGCUACUGCUAGAAAUAUUAUAAUAUGAAUUCCAUAAAGUACAAGUGAGCGCAGUGAAGGGGGUGUACUGUAACUAUUUGCUGCCAGUCUGGAGAGAGAAGUUGCCUCUGCUGAACACCUCAGUCAGCUUGCAGCCACACCUAAUAGCCUGUGAGCGCUGAUUCUUUGACUAAGGGAAAAAGAAAGAUUUCCGCGUUGAUUCCGUUUUAUAUCAGGGUGUACGCCAACGAAGUAGAUCCCACGACGGAAACAAUGGCUUUUUCUCAUAAAUAUACGACCUGUGCUCCUGCCUGCGUAUAACGAUAACAACAUCGGCACCAUUAAACAGGGACAUACGCAAAGUGUUUACACUGUUAUAAUCGCUAUGUUGGUAAUUUAAUAGGUCUUCAGACACGAAGAAAAAAAGAAGGCACGACAUGGACUGUGGUCAUGUCACCAUUUAAAAAUGUCCCUUCCAGUUCGCUAUGAAAACCGGUGUCUCCUAUAAUGAUAUCCGCGCACCUAACGUUAGCCAUGGUGAAGCGUGGCUUUUUUUCGUACACAAUCUAUUACUUCUGAUACAGAUGUAACCAUCAUUUUGUGCUGAGAAAGCGCCCGUUGGGAUCAUUCGUGACAGAAGAAAUUAUGUGGACGACUGCUCGAAUUCUGCCUGUCUCACGUUGCGAACUUAAUCUUGAUGUUGUUCUUCGCUGUGGCCAAUCGUUUCGAUGGAAGCUUAUUGAGGACUGGUGGACGUCCACGCUUCGAGGCCGAAUCUAUCGACUUCGACAAUGUGAUGAAGGCAUCGAAUAUGAACUAUGGGAAGAGAGGUACUUAUCGAAGCAAUCAAACCGACAUGUGGAACCACUGGAUACGCCAGAGGAAACGCUCAAGGACUAUCUGCAGCUGGGAGUGAGCUUAGCCAAACUAUAUUCAGAAUGGGGUUCCGACCUUCUCUUUGAAGGCGACAUACUGCUUGGUGUCCGGACGCUCCGUCAAAACCCGCUCGAAUGUCUCAUGUCGUUUAUCUUAUCAUCGUGUAAUAACAUAUCACGAAUUUCGCAGAUGGUCGACAAACUCUGUGCAUACGGGCCGCAGUUAGCCACAAUUGACGGAAUAUACUAUCACGAUUUCCCAUCUCUGAAAAAUCUAGCCGCUGUCGGCUCUGAGCUGGAACCCCAGCUACGCAAGGCUGGUUUUGGCUAUCGAGCUGCUUACGUCACGAAGGCUGUCGACACACUGCGCGAACGUGGAGGUGAGAAGUGGCUGUAUGGACUUCGCGAGUCAUCGUACGAGGUAGCCCGUGACGAGCUGAUGACACUGGCAGGAGUAGGACGCAAGGUGGCAGACUGCGUCUGUCUCAUGGCAUUGGACAAGCCUAUAGCCGUUCCAGUGGAUACGCAUGUAUUCCAAAUAGCCCGCCAACACAUACCCAGCCUUCAAAAUGUUAAUAAGUGUUCACCUGUUGUAUAUCCGCGUAUUGUCGAGUGGUUUGUUGCUCGGUUUGGUGACUGGAGCGGCUGGGCUCAAGGGGUCCUGUUUGCAACGCGCGUGCGGCAGAACAGCUUGGGUUCUUUGGGAAAAAUGGUGAAUGAUUCCACAAAAGUUAAGAAGACCUCGAAGCGGAAACGCCAGGGGGCCAAGUAAGGCUCUUGAGGCAAGUGUGCUAAACUUACUGAAGUGGGAUAAAGUACGACAACAUUUAAUCAUAUUUAUCUACUCAAUUUCUGCGGUGUAUGUUAUACGAGCUAGAGGUGUUCCAGAACUUAGCAACAUAACUCGCAAGGAUAACAAUCUGAAAGACUCAAGAGUUUAAAUAUUGUAAAUUACGUCGCGUAUGUGUCCGUAUGAGUUCGAGUCUGGUAUCAAAUAUACGAAAACUCAGUAUUUUUUCAAGGCUAAUAUCAUAGCAUACACACUUUAUUGAGUCAUACGAAAAUUUUUACUAUUAAUAGUAAUAGUAAUAAGAACGUUGCUAAUAGUUAUAUAAUUAGCAAAUCCGCAAGUACAAGAACGAGUCGAUUUGUAUGAUUCUUAUUAUACAGGUAUGUGUAUAAAAGUGUCCCGAUUCACAUCACGUAACAUAGUUAACGGGUAGUAACCUUGCCUCAAGCAGCAGGAAACCAAUCAUGCAGGAUGAAUGGCUAUAAUGAAUAGCUAACUCACUUGAAUGGAAGCACUUUUUAAAUAAUAAAUAGAAUAAAAAAAAUAUAAUUUUCGAGCCAACGUGACAUGUGUCAGACAAACAGACCAGGCUCAUGAACACUUGUUAAUAUUGAUAAAAAUGUAUUUAUACAUUUAUAAAAAAAAUACUAUUUAAAUAGACAAGAAGUUUGUAAAGGGCUAAUUGCUUCAGCAAUAUUUGUAGUGAAAAUAAUGUUUCCUAGAACAUCAAAACUCAACGAAAAUGGGUUAAGAGUCGGCAAGUGACAAAGAGAAUUAUAAAAUGUACGCAGCGCUAACUAUGCCAUAGAUUAAAGGUAAAAUUCUGUAACUGCCU